CCCAUUGGUCCAUGUCGUGCCCUGGGCGCGGGUUGAUUGGCCGCGCUGGCUGUCCGUCAGAAGGCGGUAGUGGCCGCGCGCUCCGGGUCCGGGUCCGGGAUGGCGACGCUGCUCCUCAACCAGGACAUCAACUCCACCGUCUCAGAAACAAAGAUACACUCCUUAAGUCAAGCAUUCUCCUGGAUCAUUGACUGGACCUGGAAAAAGCUUCCAAAUCCAUUAAUUGUUGGAAUAGCAGCAAUUGUGUUAAGUUCAUGGUUUGUCAGAACACCUUACAAAUGGGUAGUAUAUCUUCUAAAAUGGCCCUUAAGGAUAAGAGGCAAAAGAAACAUUUCUGUUGGUCCACCAAUGGAUAUCUUAGAAUAUGCAAACAUCGAAUGGAAAGGUGAUACCAAGCAAGCUGAGAAGCUGAGAAUGGCUUACGAAGAUAUUUAUUUGCUGCACCACAUUAAACACAUGCGAAGAAUCAGAGGAGAUAACUACUGUGCUCUGAGGGCGGUAUUGUUCCAGAUUUUCAGCCUGGGUAUACCUCUUCCAUCGUGGAUGAAGGAACAGGACAUAACCAAGUUACCAGAAAAAAUAUUCAUGCAUGGCUGCAACUGGGUGCAGCAAUACAACUUUGGUCCUGAGAGAUAUACUGGGAACAAUGUUUUUGGAAAACUUCGCAAGUGUUUGGAACUCUUACAAGUGCAGUGGAUGAACUUUCAUGGAAUUAAAGAUCAGGAGAAAAGAACAGCUAUGUGUAUAAAAUUAUUCAGUAAGCAAGAGAAUGAAUACAAGAUGUAUGAAGCCAUGAAAUUUCUGAUGUUGUACACGGUGUUUGAACUCCAUGAGGGUUUAAAAGAUGGAGAAGAUGUUCCUGGCUUUUGUGCUAUUUUCUUUGCCCGAGAUUCCUCGCCAGAUCCUUUGAGUUUUAUGAUGAACCAUCUCAACCAGGUUGGUGACACAGGUGGACUGGAGCAGAUUGAAAUGUUUCUCCUUGGAUGCACAUUUCAAUUGAAGAUCAGAACUUUCAGACUCUACAAACAUGGUUCUGAAGAAUAUGUGACGUGCUAUCCUCAGGACUGCCAGAGGGAAUGGCAUGAAAUUCUUAUUCUGACUGAAGACGACAGGCAUUAUAAUAUCCCCAUUACCUGCGAAUGAUUACAUUAUCAAGACUCUGUGGAGGCAUUGACUGAAUUUAAAAUGAUAUGGGUUUAUAUUGACUUAACAUGUUUGUGCUGAUUGUUAUGUGCAAACUUUGUAGCAACAAAAUCCUUUACUUUCAUUGAAAAUCUAUUGAUCAUAUAAUUUGAUAUUUCCAACAUGUUGCAAGCCUAAACUUUUCCUGAAGAUGCACAUUUUGGUUUAAACGAGAAACAUUUACAUUAGGAAACAAAAAGUAAAACCCACAAAAUAAUAUUAUAUAAAUAAUUAAUUGAUCGAUGUUUCUUUUCUUUCUCUUUUUUUUGGUAUCUGUAACCAUUCGUCCACUCCAUUCCUACGCAGCACUGCAUUUUAAAUAUAUCAAUGUACCCAAUGUGCCAGUUUUACUGAAUUAAUUUAUAGUUAGUCAACAAGGAAUGUUAUUUUUGAAGGAGUAAACGGAUGUAGAGAGAGGGCACAUGUGAAAGAGGAACAAAUUCUGGGAUACACGUUAUCUCUUACUCUAUAGUUUCUGAUCACCCAAAAAAUAAUCUGUUCAUUGCUCCUAAAGGCAGACUCAAGCACUCACAGGUUCUUCUUCUUCUUCUAUGUCGUUUUUUUUGGCGGUUGGCAAACAACUUUUUAGUGCAUUACCGCCACCAACUGGUAUGGAGUGUGGAUCAAAUAACAUUAUAACUUAUAUACUAAUAACCUAUAUCUUUCUGAACAAAUUGGUUACCCUGAGAAAAAGCAAAAGGAUUUGAUAGCACAUAUGAAUUCUUUUGUAAAAUAUCUAUUAAAUCAAAUUGCACUUUUUCUUUUCUGAAUCGUUCACUCAUUUGUCUUUUCUUCCUCAUACCUCUCACAAUGUAUAAUGACAUGCUCUAUUGUCUCUUCUUGCCCACAGUAUUCACAUCUGCCUGUAUUAUGCUUGCCUAUUAUAAAAAGUGUACUGUUCAGACCAGUGUGUCCAAAUCUGAUUCUUGAAAUUACUGUCUCCUCUUUUCUGUUUUUUCCGGCACAUCUCAUUUCUCCCACUUUCCUCUGGACUCUGUAGAACCACUGUCCUUUCCGCUCAUCCUCCCAUUGCUUUUGCCAUCUUUCCUUCAGUCUUUGCUUAAUAAUGUCUUUGAUUUCAGUUUGACCUAUGUUAAUACUUAAAUCAAUCUUACUUCUUUUUGUUACCUCUUUUGCUACCUUAUCUGCCAUUUCGUUUCCUCUAAUGCCAAUGUGUGCUGGUACCCAUAAAAAUAUGACGGUAAUUGAGUGAUGAAUGGUGUCCUUUGUUGUAUAUGAGAAAGAGCAUAAAAAUGUGGAAGUCUUGCUGAUAUUGGCCUAGGUCCUGGUGAGAUCCCAAGAAGAGAAUAUUGUUUAAUUGUAGUCUCUGUUCCUGAAGUAGAAUUGAUCUGUUUCAAAGUUUGUAUGACAUUGAUACACUAAAUUGAUUCCUGGGAAAUGUGCUUCUCCUUAGAGGAGACAAUGAUUGAGACGGACCAGUUCUCACGGGAGUUUGAGAAUCAACACCUUCUCCAUUGAUAGUGGAGAAGAUAAGGAUUGUUUGCUUCAGCUGCAGAGUGUAGUAUUAGGAAAACAUGUUACAUAUAGAGCACCAAGACAUGAAAAAAUAUGUUCUUGUUGAUUGUUCUAACUGUUUGGAAUUCUCUGCCUCGGAGAGUUAUGUAUAUGCUUUGUGAGUCAAUGCGAAGCUGAAAUGUAUAUAUUUUUGAACACCAAUGUGUUAAGAGGCUGUGGGGAUGGAGUAACAAGUUGACUCGAGGGAUGAGGGCAAAUAUAAUCUUAUUAGAUGAUGAAUGAGGUUCCAGAUGAUGGAUGCCCUCCUCCUGCUCCUUGUGUCAGGACACAAGAAGAACUUGUGUUGUGUCCAAAAAGUGCUAUGGUCAUGCAUUGGAUGUUCUAAGUUUAGCAAAUCUUCAAUUGAUGGACUUCCCGUAAUGCAGCACUAAUAAUCAGUCCAGAUUAUUAACGGAAUCUCUCAUGGGAAUGUGUGUGAGGGAAUGAGAUAAAGGCUGAUGCUUUUGUUGAAGUGAGACACUUCAAAAUUAUUUUAUUGGCUGUAAAUUGCCGCCUUAUAAAAUUCAGAGAUUGUAAUAAGUGACAGCUUUUCCCUUUUUCUCUAUUAUGCUAAUGGUUGAUGCAUUUGGGAUUAUGUUUAUCUCUUCAGCCUGUCCUCCCUGGCAGCAUCCAAUGAGUCUAACCAGUUUAUUUAACAUUAUAUAUUAGCUUGGAUUUUUGCAUGCUACUAUAGUACCAUAGCAGGUGUCGUGAUUAAUAUCGGUGCAAUACUCAACUGUAACCAGACUUCUUUGGAUUGUAUUAGCAAUGGGUAAAUCUUGAUGAUUUAUGUUUGGUUUACAGAUGCACAUUUUAGUCGGAGAUUAAAAUGCUUUAUACAAUAUAUGAAAAAUAUAGGUAAAAGUAGUCGUUGGACGCUUUCAGUAAUUUACAAAUUAUGAAUAAAAGGGCAGCUUUCACUUGCUUCAAAAUAAUUAGAUGCCUCAUGAUAAAACAGUUAUUUUCUAUUGUCUCCUAUGUCUGAUGGUGAAGAAAUGUACUUUUUUCAUUCCCUUGGUUACAAAAAUCUGUACAACUGGCAAGCAUAAAAUAAGCAUUUAAUUGUUUUAUUUUGCCUUAUUUUUUAAUAAAUUGGGAAAGGUUAUACAGUCCAUGAUCAGUAAUUUUAAUUAUUUUUGUGCUGCAGAAUAUAAAAAUAUGUAAUGUUUGGAAUAAAGGAUUCCAUAAUGUCCUUAUGGUGUCUUUAAAAUCCUUAAAAUAUACUGAGAUGUUUGUACAUAUUCUGUGGCAUUAACUACUGACAAAGCCAGGUCUUAUAAACAGGGUGUAUAACAUUCCAGUGGUAAUAAGAUAAUACCGUACUCGAGCUCAGUUACUCAUUUAAAAGCCUUCUGUGUCUGUCAAAGAUAACAAACCGGUUGUAAAACAAACCAUUUAGAGUAAAAAUAAAACUAACCUUUUUGCUGUGGUAAAUAUUAAGAUAAAAGCAUUUGAGAAAAGGGCAAUCAGUAUCUCGUACACAAUUUUCUAUGUAUAGUAGAUAAUCAAAUCAAUUUGAUUUUAAAUGUGUGCAUUUAUUCUGGCAACAAAUGUAUUAUAAACUCUACUUGUUGUCAUUUAUCAUGACUUGUGUCAUUCAGCUAGGGGUGCUAAUACAGAGCCAAAUUAUGUCAUUGUUUUAUAAAUAUGGAUUUAAAAUUGUGUUCAGUUUUUAUAUAGAGAGUAUAAAUCAUAUUUUUGAAAUUAACAUUAAAUUUGAAAUUAAAUUGGUUUUGAGCAAUAAAGUAUUUUGUUUAAA
Leucoraja erinaceus (little skate) is the source of this 4456-nucleotide messenger RNA. RefSeq names its product inactive ubiquitin thioesterase OTULINL-like. Gene Ontology annotation, molecular function: cysteine-type deubiquitinase activity. Bases 100 to 1143 code for a protein of 347 amino acids. The transcript is spliced from 8 exons. Gene Ontology annotation, biological process: protein linear deubiquitination. NCBI's taxonomy places the organism in Eukaryota, Metazoa, Chordata, Chondrichthyes, Rajiformes, Rajidae. The record is from RefSeq and is a predicted model, not a curated record. Gene Ontology annotation, cellular component: cytoplasm.